AUGUCUGUUAGGGAGUAUCUGGCAGUAUCCGGAAAGGCAAACCUCUCGUUGGCUAGGGGGAACACAUCCCAGGCGUCAGGGCGACCAGUAACGACCAGGAUUUCGGCCUUCGAUUCCCAUUUUCACCUGGACCGGUCUCUAGUGAAAUUGGGUAUGCCGUAUUACUCAGAUAUCCGGACCAUUCUGGAUGCAGAUGUAGGGAUCAGACCCCAAGUUGAAGUGGAUGUGGUAGGAGGUGUCCUGAUCUAUUGUGACCCCGAGACCUACCCGACAUCUUUCCCGGCUCAGGCUGGGUUUGGUGUCGCGGUGGGAUUACAUCCCCGGAAAACGGCAAGAUUCAACCCUGAACUCUACCGUCAUUUAAAGCAUCUCCUGAGGAAUGAACGAGUUGUGGCACUAGGAGAAGUUGGGUUGGAUCGAACCGAGCCAUCAGAUACUUGGGGGCUACAGGAGGAAGUCCUGACAAGGAUACUAGAAUUGUCAUCCCCUUGUCAACCAAUCAUCCUUCAUAUCCGGGAUGGGGAGGAUCGACAGUCCGGAGUGCUCUAUCUGGAAUGUCUUGAAUUGUUUAAGCCCAAUGUUGCUCGGACGCAGAAAGUGGUGCUGCAUUGUUUCACCGGCGCGCAAGAGGUAGUGGUCAGCUGGUGUAAGGCAUUCCCUAAUUGUUUCUUCAGUUACUCAGGACAAGCCCGGCUUUUCACGGAGGCGCAGAAACAGGCAGUCCGGAGGAUCCCGGCGAACAGGCUGUUGAUAGAAACUGACUCGCCAUACUUUCGACCAGCUGGGGCUCGGAUGUGCACUCCAUCCUUUUUAGGGGACGUCGCCAACAUUAUUGCGUCUUAUCGGGAUAGCGAGGUCAGGGACGUGUGCCAGCUGAACUUGAGGAAUUCCACUCAACUGUUUGGGCUAGAAAUAGCAUAA
Molecule: messenger RNA, 921 nt
Organism: Dreissena polymorpha
Lineage: Eukaryota; Metazoa; Mollusca; Bivalvia; Myida; Dreissenidae
Exons: 1
Coding region: 1-921 (306 amino acids)
Molecular function (GO): hydrolase activity, acting on ester bonds
Source: RefSeq, a predicted model, not a curated record